Aspergillus homomorphus CBS 101889 is the source of this 7329-nucleotide messenger RNA. Its product is annotated as type I polyketide synthase. The coding region runs from base 253 to 7227 and encodes 2324 amino acids. Gene Ontology annotation, molecular function: fatty acid synthase activity; oxidoreductase activity; phosphopantetheine binding. NCBI's taxonomy places the organism in Eukaryota, Fungi, Ascomycota, Eurotiomycetes, Eurotiales, Aspergillaceae. The transcript is spliced from 8 exons. The record is from RefSeq and is a predicted model, not a curated record. Gene Ontology annotation, biological process: fatty acid biosynthetic process; secondary metabolite biosynthetic process.
GUCGGAGAUCACCGGACCGCAUCACCAGGUUCCUAGCUGAUCAGGGUUAUUGUAUAUACUAAUUAGGGGACACUGCGAUCUUCGCGACAUUAAGUAGUCAACUAAUAAGAGACACGACACAGCAAUACCAGGCCUACCUCACACACCUCCUUGCAUCUCAUCUCACCUUCUCUCCAAGACCAAAAUACCUACCUUACCGCUUUAUAUUUCCUUUCUCUGUCUUCUUACUACUAUUAUUCACCUCCUAGCACAAUGAUUGCCCCUGUGACCCCGAGCGACACUGACGUCUCUGAGCGCGAGCUGGGCGUCAUGCCCAUCGCCAUUAUCGGCAUGGCCUGUCGCUUUCCCGGUGAUGCGUCCAGCCCCGAAAAGCUCUGGGACCUCUGUGCAAAGGGACAGAGUGCCUGGUCCCCAAUUCCAGACAGUCGGUUCCACGCGGAGAGUUGGUAUCAUCCCGACAAGGGACAUCUUGGUACAUCAUAUGUGAAAGGCGCACAUUUCCUCUCGGAAGAUAUCUCCCGGUUCGAUGCCGCCUUCUUCAACUUCACAGCUGAGUCGGCUAGCACGAUGGAUGCCGAGGUGCGCAUGCAAUUAGAAACCGUCUACGAGGCUUUGGAAAGUGCGGGCCUUCCCCUCGACCAAGUGGCUGGCUCCCGCACCGGUGUGUAUGCCGGUACCUGUUUCCGAGAUAACCACGACAGUCUGAUGCGCGACCCCGAUACGCUCGCUCGGCUUUUCCUCACGGGCAACGGGGCGGCAAUGAUCGCUAAUCGCAUCUCCUACUUCUUUGAUCUCCGCGGGCCGAGUUUGAUGGUCGACACUGGAUGUUCGACGACGCUGACGCUGUUGCAUUUGGCGUGUCAGAGUCUCCGGGCGGGGGAGUCAGAAAUGGCGAUUGUUGGCGGGUCGAAUAUCCUGCUCAAUGCGGAUAUGUUCAUUGCUGGCUCGAAUCUCAGCGUUCUGUCGGGGGAAGGACGCUGUUUCGCCUUUGGUUCCCGAGCCGCGGGCUACGGUCGUGGUGAUGGUAUCGCCAGUAUUGUCAUCAAGCCCUUGGUGGCGGCACUGCGCGAUGUAGACCCCAUUCGCGCUGUCAUUCCCAGGCGGCUCAGGAGGAGCUGGCGCGAGUGCUAUGAAAUGGCUGGCCUCGAUCCCAGCGACACGAGCUAUGUCGAAGCUCACGGCACGGGCACACAGGCAGGCGACACCAUUGACGCCCAUGCCAUCGGUCAUGUUUUCAGGGCUGGGCGCAGUGUCAACCGCCCCCUGGUCAUCGGGUCAGUGAAGACGAAUAUCGGACACACGGAAGCCGCCAGUGGUCUGGCGGGUGUGAUUGAGGUGGUCAUGGCGAUGGAGAAGCAGGCGAUUCCCCCGCAUCUGAACUUCAAGUCUCCAAAUGAGAAGAUUUCGCUAGAUGCGCUGAACUUGAGAAUUCCUCUCGAGCUGCAAGAAUGGCCGUCUCCCCUGUUGCGGCGCGCAUCUAUCAAUAACUUCGGGUAUGGAGGUGCCAAUGCUCAUGUUAUUGUUGAGAGUCCAGAAAACAUGCUGCUACCGAUGACGCCUUCCUCGAACACGCACACCCCCAACCCUAAGAAGCGCUCACGUAUGUUUGUGCUUAGUGCCAAAGACCCUGCAGCUGUUCGCACCAUGGGCGAGAACCUCCAGAAAUAUGUCGCAGCCCUGACCAGUGAAGACGAGGAACAAGUCCUCGACCAGCUCGCUUUCACUCUCGGACAACGACGCACCCGAUUUCCCUGGACUACGGCCUGGAGUGGCUCAUCACUCAGCGAAAUACACGCUACACUCGACUCCGCCCGGUCGGCUCAGCGUAGCACACGCGCUCCUCGUGUGGGCAUGGUCUUCACCGGUCAGGGCGCGCAAUGGUUUGCCAUGGGUCGCGAACUGUUCGGUGCUUACCCGGUGUUCCGCCAAACGAUGCACGAGAUCGAUGCAUGCCUCAAGACCAUGGGAGCUACAUGGUCGGCGGUGGAGGAACUUGAGCGUGACGCCAAGGAGAGUCGCAUCAGCCAGGUCACUUACAGUCUGCCACUGAGUGUUGCCAUCCAACUCGCCCUGGUUGACCUGCUGCGAUGCUGGGGAAUACGACCCGCCGGAGUGACGGGUCAUUCCAGUGGUGAGGUCGGUGCUGCGUAUGCCGCCGGAGCCAUCACUCUGGCAGGCGCGAUGGCAACUGUAUACACCCGUGGCGAUCUGACGAGCCAGUUCCAGAAGCUCCUUGAUCGCCGCGGAGGUAUGGUCGCCGUGGGUCUCGGACGUGAUGGGGCUGAGAAGGUUCUUGCCGAAGUUCGAACCGGCACGGCAGUCAUCGCCUGCGUGAACAGUCCGUCCAGCGUGACAAUCUCUGGUGAUGAGUCGGCCGUGGAGGAAGUCGACGCCCUCCUCACGGCCCGCGGUGUCUUCGCGCGUCGUCUUCGUGUCGAGGCGGCCUAUCAUUCCCACCACAUGCUGCCCCUAGCUGAGUCCUACCGCGUCUUACUCGCUCGAUUCCUUGAGCCCAGUCCCGAGUUCGACCCUAGCGUGGUCUACUCAUCUCCGACAACGGGUGACCGAAUCAGCUCUGCUGCCGAGAUCGCUCACCCCGACCAUUGGGUGCGUAAAAUGGUGCAGCCUGUGGAGUUCUUGGAAUCCUUACGCAAUAUUUGUUGCGAUGGCACCGACACAACCAACACCGCCAUCGACAUGCUCGUUGAGGUUGGCCCGCACGGUGCUCUUGCUGGUCCCAUUCGGCAGACGUUGGCGCUGCCCGAGCUGAAAGACGCCGGAAUCACCUAUGCAUCGUGUCUCUCGCGGGGCCAGGAUGCCGUCCAGACGAUGCAUCAAGUCGUCUGCACACUCCUCCAAGCUGGCUAUCCGGUCGACCUGGAGGCUGUUAACUUCCCCUACGGCCGCAGCGACGUGCCCGUGCUGACCAACCUCCCUCCCUAUCCAUGGAACCACGAAACGUCGUACUGGGCCGAGCCUCACCGCAAUCAAGAGAUCCGCGGCCGAACCGUUGGCCCCCAUGAUCUUCUCGGUGUGCGCGAUCACGUCGUACACGGCGCGAUUGUCUACCCGGGAGCGGGAUACAUCAGCAUGGUGAUCGAAGCACUGCGACAGCUGCAGGAGAUCCGAAUCCGCAACCCGUUGAUCUUGGAAGACACCGCAGAAGGGGUAGAGGUGCAAUUGUCGCUCCGGCCAUGUGGCGAUCAAGUUCGUAAAGCUCAAGGGUGGUAUGAGUUCCUGAUUCAGUCUGUCAACCCGACAAUUGAUUCAUGGACGCUGCACUGCGAGGGUCUUUGCUGCACAUCCUCGCCCGCUCAGGGCACCAGCUGGGCAGGUCCUCCUGCUCCGAUUGCUGCGCCAUCCUUAGUGGACAGCAGCGCGUGGCGUACCUUUAGCCCGGCGGAGACGUACAAGACGUUUCACGACGUCGGUGUAUGCCACGGUCCUAUCUUCCAGAACCUGGUGUCCGCGAAAUCCGCGCCCGGAUAUUCGCAGUCUGUGUUCCAGGUGGCCGACUCGGCGGCCACCAUGCCCCAGAAAUAUCAGCAGUCACAUAUCAUUCAUCCGACUACACUGGACACCGUCUUCCAGGCAGUGUACCACAACCUUCCUGCGGGAGCGACCGAGCAGCGCACCGCCAUGAUCCCGAUGUCGAUUCAGAACUUGUACAUCUCGGCCGCCCUGAUUUCGUCGCCAGGCCACCAGUUCCGCGCCGAUUCGACCUUGGUGAAAGCCAGUGGACAAGGGUUCGAGUCCUCCGUCCGCGUCGUUAACGCAGGCGCUGAGGCCGAGGCACCGGUCUUCACCCUCGAUGGGCUCUUCUGCCAAUCAUUGGGGUCGAGUGCUGCCGUGUUGACGCCCAAUGCCAAACUCUGCUACACGUCGGUGUGGAAGCCUGAUUUCGACUUCGUUCAACCGGGACAUCUUGUCAAGGCUGAUACGGCGGGUGUGGCACAGCCCAGUCUCUCUCAGCUGCAAGCGGCUGUGGUGGUAUUCAUCGUAGAUGCCCUGCAAGAGUUUGAGAACGAGCAGGCGAUCGCACCGGAGUAUCUUAAGUACUGGGACUGGAUGCGACCCCCCAGCGCCGAACUGGUGGAGCGCGCGAACAAGGUCCUUCACAAGGAGGCGAGUGUUGAGUACAAGGUUCUAAGUCUGAACGCGCAGGCUGCCGAUCAGGGUUAUGUCCGAGGCAGUUACGAUCUACUAAUUCUGUCCGCAUCGGCGCUGUUGGCUGCGGAGGACGUGAUCCAGACGCUCAGCUCACUGCAUACUCUGCUUGCUCCUGGCGGUAAAUGCGUACUCUGGAGACCCAGCUUGGGUGACAGUGCUGUGCAGGCUAUUGUCAGACUUCUGACCGGAUGGAAUGAAAUUCUUGAUGCCACAGCCACGUGGGAGGAACUUCUAGUACAGGCCGGUUUCGAGUCGGGCAACUUCCAGCUCAAGGAGGACCUGAACACCAGCGGGUUCCAAGGAGAAAAAGUCAUUGCGACCGCGAAGGCCGACGCGACGACCGACUCUGCCGCCGAGGUGAUUCUGGUUUCCGCCACCAGCCCGCCGGAACACUGGCAGCAGGCACUGCAGCAAUCGCUUCCCGCCGAGGUUGUCUCGGGGAUUUCCGUGGCCUCGUCCCUGGAGGAGGCCCACGCUGACGACAAGGUGUGUAUCAUCUUGGUCGAGCUUGUUAACCCACUACUUGAAGAUCCUUCCGCGGAACAAUUCCAAGCCCUUCAACGCGUGCUAGGUAGCUGUCGGACGACCGUGUGGGUGUCGCGCGGUGCACAGGGCAAUGCUGAAGAACCCCGAUGUAGUUUACAUCAGGGUCUCCUGCGAACGCUGCGCUGCGAGAACACCCUCCGCCAGUAUGUCUCGGUGGGCUUGGAUCACAAUGCGGCCACCUGGUCACUGUCUUCGGCCACAGCUAUCGCCCAGAUCCUUUGCAGCACGCUGACUGCAUCCUCCGCUCAUCUCCCGGAGACGGAAUAUGUGGUACGCGAUCCGGUGGUCGAGGUCUCGCGGGUCUACGGGGACGCGCAGGAAGCCCAGCUCGUGGGGACCGCUCAACCUCAAGCGCCCGAGAGGCGCCCCUGGUCUACUCCGGGCCAGAACAUCCGACUGGGCGUGGCCACACCGGGUCUUCUGAACAGCCUGGUGUUCACCGAGCACCCGACGGUGGAAGAGACCCUCCCCGACGACUGGGUGGAGAUCGAGCCCCACGCGUUCGGACUCAACUUCCGCGACCUCAUGGUUGCGCUGGGUCAACUCGACGAAACGCGGAUGGGCUUCGAAUGCAGUGGAGUGAUCACCCGUGCCGGACCGGCCGCGCGCGCCGUAGGCUUCAGCCCCGGACAGGGCGUGUAUGCCUUCAUCAUCGGCUACUUCGCGACCAAGGUGCUCAUCCCCUUCACCAGUGUGGCCCCCAUCCCGGCGGGCAUGGACUUCGCAACGGCGGCCUCGAUCACUCUUGUCUUUAUCACCGCCUACCAUGCCCUUGUCGACCUGGCGCGACUCCAGCGCGACGACACGGCGCUCAUUCACUCGGGCACGGGUGGUGUCGGCCAAGCGGCCAUCAUGCUGGCGCAGUCGAUCGGCGCGGAACUGUUCGUCACGGUCGGAACGGAGGAGAAACGCGAUUUCCUGAUGCAGCAAUACGGGAUUCCCUCGUCACACAUCUUCAGCAGCCGCAACCCGUCCUUUGCGCGUCAUAUCAUGUCCGCGACGAACGGGAAAGGGGUGGACGUGGUGCUCAACUCGCUGGCGGGCCCGCUGUUGCGCGAAACGUGGCCUAUCGGCAAGCGCGAUAUCGAGCAGAACAGCAUGGUGGAGAUGGGGCCGUUUGUGCGCAGUACGAUGUUCGCGUCGCUGGAUCUGAUCACGCUCGGGGAGCAGCGAGGCCAGGAGGUGCGGCGCAUCUUCGGAGCGAUCAACGAGCUGCUGAAGAAGGGAGCGAUCCGACCGGUGGGACCGAUCACACGGUUCGGCAUGAGCGAGGUUGAAAAAGCGUUCCGCACGAUGCAGACGGGGAAACACAUGGGAAAGAUUGUGUUGGAGCCUCGCGUUGGAGAUGCUGUGAAGGUGAAGCCGGCAGGACCGCGACCGGUUGAGCUAUCACGUGAUUCCACCUAUAUGGUGGUGGGCGGUGUGGGCGGCAUCGGCAAAAGUCUCGCGCAAUUGCUGGUCGAUCGCGGCGCGUCGCAUCUUCUCCUCCUCUCGCGCAAUGCUGCUGCUGCUGCUGCUGAUGCUCGCAACUACCCUUGGCUGGCUGGGUUGCAGGCUACCUCUGGCGCUAAGAUAGUGCUCGAGAGUUGCGAUGUGACCAACCGCGCUCAGCUGCAGGCCGUCUUGGACAAAUAUGCUUCCGAGCUACCUCCUAUCCGCGGCGUCAUUCAGGCCGCUAUGGUGCUGAAGGAUGGAAUCUUCGAAUCCAUGACCCACGAGGACUACCUGGCUGCCCUCAACCCCAAGGUACAGGGGACUUACAACCUACACACUCUUCUCCCCGCCGAUCUCCAGUUUUUCAUCUGCCUUUCCUCCAUCAGCGGUUUCGGUGACAACGUGGGCCAAGCCAACUACGCGGCUGGGGGUAGUUACCAGGAUGCUUUGGCCCGUCACCGCGCCAGUCAGGGCCUUCCCGCCGUCUCCAUCGACCUGGGCAUGGUCUCCUCGGUCGGAGUAGUCGCGGGCACGCAGCACGUUGCCCAUCACCUCGAGAAACUCGGUUUGCGCGCCGUGUCUGAACAGGAGGUCUGGGCCUUGGUCGAGUCCGCCAUCCGCCAGCCCAUCCGGACCCCGGAAACCUGUCAGAUUGUCACCGGUCUUCCUGGUGGAUUUGUUCGACCGGAGACGGCGGUCUGCUGGAACCGGGAUGCCCGGUUCGCUGUUUUGGAGCAGAAGGAUGCCUCUCUCGCGGGCCCUGCGUCCGGGUCCACCCCUGGAGCCGGUAUGAAGGAACAGUUGGCGGCGGCCACGACGGCGGCGGAAGCGACCGCCGUCAUGCAAACCGCGUUGGUCACAAAAUUGGCCGAAAUGUUCAGUAGUAGCGCCGAGGAGAUCGAUCCGACCUUGCCCUUGGCGCAAUUCGGAGUCGACUCGUUGGUGGCCGUGGAGCUGCGCAAUUGGUCGGUCGGGAUGGUGCAGGCGGAUUGUUCGAUCUUUGAUGUCAUGCAUGCGGCCUCGGUGACCGGGUUGGCCGGGAAGAUGGCCGAGAAGAGUCGAUUUGUGAAGCUGUAGGGAGACAGAGAUUGAUUUAUAUACUGUAUGCGUUGCAUUGCUGGCGUCCAAUGAAGUUUUGAUCUGGUCUUGUUUCAUCUCUGUAAGGAGUCGAUGUUGUGG